This is a messenger RNA of Phlebotomus papatasi, 1248 nucleotides long. Its product is annotated as zinc finger CCCH domain-containing protein 10-like. Lineage: Eukaryota; Metazoa; Arthropoda; Insecta; Diptera; Psychodidae. The record is from RefSeq and is a predicted model, not a curated record. The coding region runs from base 171 to 1196 and encodes 341 amino acids. Gene Ontology annotation, molecular function: metal ion binding. The transcript has 3 exons.
UUCGCAAAAGAACCAAAAAAGUAAAAAAAAAAAAGAAAAAAAGAAAAGCUCAGACGCUGUCAAAGUUUUCUGUGUACAAUUUUGCCAAGUGGAAAAUUAUUAAGAGAAAUUUUCCCAAUUUAAAUUAAAUUUUUUUUUGGAUUUUUCUGGGUGAAUGAGAGAGAAGAAUAAUGUCAACGAGGGAUGAUAUUGAGGGUGAUCUGGAUGCACCUGGUAAUGGUAUUGAUGGGAAUAUUGUUGAAUCAACUGAUGAUGGCCAAUUGAAACACAAUAAAAUCUGUCGAGAUUUCAUAAAAGGUGGAUGUCGAAGGAAAUUCUGUCGGUAUCCUCAUGUUCUAUCACCAGAACUUGUUGUCUUUUGCCAUGACUAUCAGAAUCAGAGUUGCAACAGGGUCAGUUGCAAAUUUCUCCAUUAUUCAAUUCAAGAGGAAGAAUACUAUCGACGUUUUGGUGAAUUUCCUGUGACAACAUGUGAUGAUGAUAGUCCACCAAUUCACUGUAUUUAUGCUGGAUCACGACGUGGACGAAUGUUUAGGCCACUGCCAAUUCAUGAAGGUACAGCAAAGAGACCACCUGAUGAUCUUCCUCCUCACAGUUGCAGAUUCAAGAGAUUCCGCGAUGAUGAUACUCCAGAUGUUUUUGCUGCUUUGAGACGCUUUGAGGAGGAUGCUGCCAUGAUGCGUCGACGGAUUGAGGCCAAUGAGAUGAAGAUAGCCGAAUUGAGGGCAAGCAAUGAAUUCCUCCUGGCCCAGAUGCGUCUCACAACACAGUGUUCACGUGUAGUUAAUCCUGUCACCAAUACCACAUCAACCCAACCACCUGGUCAAACUGCCCAGGUACUCAGUGGUGUAUCAAUGGCACCGGUUCAGGUGCAGGCUACCCCAAUUGUCAGUAUGGCAGCACCUCAGACACAAAUAAUUGCCAGCAGUGGACCACCAAUUAUUGCUGCCAACACAAGUCAGGGUCAGCAAUUGGCCAUUGCAGCUGCCCAACAGACCCUAAGCACCUCAGCACCACCCCUUGGACCUCCGCAUGCACCCCAGCUACUCAGUACGUCACAGAUAACCCUAGCUCCGGCUCUUCCGGCCCCAAGCAUGGGACUCACCAUUAAUACAUCCCAGGCUCUGGCAAUGUCCAAUGCUACUCAACCGAUCAUCUCCUAUCCUGUAAUGACUCACUCCAUUCUGCCCCAUUGAACUUUUGUGCAUUGAAGGAAAUAAAGGAGCCUGGUCCGGGUUCAGUAACAUA